AUGUCCAUUCCAUCCCUAGACGAUGUCCUCCACGAUCGUAGCACCUCUCCUUACACAAAACCCCAUUUUGCCCAAUUUCUCUCGUCGGUCCACUGUCUUGAAAAUUUGGAAUUUGUGUUGGAAGUGUCUCAGUAUAUCGAUUUAGUGGAGGCCAACAACCUUACAUCCCAUCCCAAUUUAUGGGUGUCCAUCCGGCGCACGUUUAUCGUGGAAGAUGCCGCCAAAGAAAUCAAUCUUCCUUAUGAUAUCAGAAACAAAUUAUCCACUAUAAAUCACCCGGAAUUGUGCUGUGUCAAACGAGCACGCCAAAUCAUUCACGAGAUUCUCCUUGACUUGUAUAACGAGUUCGCAAAGCGUGUCACAGUCACCUGGGACCCCAGAUAUUCGGCGUCGCUAGAAGUGACGCUGCGCCGCGCUCUGGAAAUAAUUUCGCCAGAGAGCGACCACCUGCCACUUGUCCAGGUAAUUCCCCGGUCGGGGUCAUUUUCAUACUAUGAUGAAACCGCCCGUGUACGCCAACAACAACUAUCUCCUUCGACCGAUUCCGACGUUAUUAUUUUUGACGAAGAAGCGGAAAUCGGGUUGGACAAAAGCCGCAACAAUAGCACCGGAUCCACGUCGCUGUCACGAGGAUCGUCCAUUGGCUCGUUGGUGGACUCGUUGAAAAACAACGAUAUGAUGAAUUGGCGGAAGGCUGUUCGCAAGUUCAAGUUGCGGCGCUUUCUGAAUGAAGAACCUCAACGCCCAUAG
Molecule: messenger RNA, 750 nt
Organism: Meyerozyma guilliermondii ATCC 6260
Lineage: Eukaryota; Fungi; Ascomycota; Pichiomycetes; Serinales; Debaryomycetaceae
Gene: RGS2
Product: GTPase-activating protein
Exons: 1
Coding region: 1-750 (249 amino acids)
Source: RefSeq, a predicted model, not a curated record